Messenger RNA from Temnothorax curvispinosus, 1405 nucleotides. RefSeq lists its product as uncharacterized. Gene Ontology annotation, molecular function: olfactory receptor activity; odorant binding. Gene Ontology annotation, biological process: detection of chemical stimulus involved in sensory perception of smell; sensory perception of smell. The record is from RefSeq and is a predicted model, not a curated record. Lineage: Eukaryota; Metazoa; Arthropoda; Insecta; Hymenoptera; Formicidae. Bases 6 to 1130 code for a protein of 374 amino acids. Gene Ontology annotation, cellular component: plasma membrane. The transcript is spliced from 9 exons.
AAGAAAUGAUCCGUAUCGACUGUUUGCAUAUCAGACUCAAUCGGCUUCUAUUACUUGUAGUUGGUCUAUGGCCUUAUCAGCAAUCUAAAUUCGUCCGACUUCAAUUAAUUUUACUUUUUGGAAUUUUGGCAACUUUCAUUAUAUUUCAGUUUACGGUAUUAGUGACUAACAAUAAGUGUACAUCGGAUUUACUUAUCAGGGUUUUCUCUUCUGCAUUGUUGUACAUUAUUUUUGCAAUUAAAUACAUUUCAUUUAGUAUUAAUACUGAGAUCAUAAAAUGUUUGUUAGAGCAACUGCAGCAUAUCUAUAAUGAGCUAUCCGACAAGAAUGAAAUUGGCAUAAUAGAAAAAUACGGUAGUUAUGCAAAACGUUACACGGUUGUAUUAUUAUAUCUUUUCGUGACCACGGUACUUUCUUUAAGUUUAUAUUUAUUUUGUCCGUAUAUUUUCAAUAUCCUGUUCUCCAAAAACGGGACUCGAUCACGUCCUUCGUUGCCGCUUAUGACCGAAUAUUUCGUCGAUCAAGAAAAAUACUUUUAUUUGAUUUUAUUCCACACGUACAUGGCUUUUGUCAUAGGCAGUAUUGCAAUGUUAGCGAUAGGAACAAUGUUCAUAGUUUAUCAACAGCAUGCGUGUGGAAUGUUUCGAAUUGCCAGUUAUCGUAUGACACGAGCAAUGGUACUCGAAACUCAUCAAAAGAGAAGCCUGCAGAAUGAGAAUUUGAUUUGUAAGGAAAUAAUUUGUGCCGUGGAUAUGCAUCGCAAAGCUAUGAAAUUCUUUGACUAUUUCAGAUCUAAAUUUCAAGUAAUGUUCUUCCUUUUGAUAGUAGUCGGCGUGAUUUGCACAAGUCUCAAUUUUUUCAGAAUUUUUCAAGUGGUAUCAGUUAAUGAAUAUGACAUUGUGGAACUGUUGUUACCCGUAUUAUUCAUUGUCAUCCAAAUCAUAUAUAUGAUAAUGACCAACUAUUUGGCGCAAGAAAUUACGGAUUAUAAUAACGAUGUAUAUGUCGCCGUGUACGGGAGAUAUUCAGAUAACAAGAUCACAGACCAGAGACUAAUAUUACGUAGACUGCUAGAUUGCUAUAGUAUAACAUUCAAUGGUAUGCGGCUCCAUUGCAAAUACAGAAAAUGAUAGUAUUCCUAUUGCAAAGGAGUAACAAGGCGUUUAAUAUAGAUAUUGCUGGAUUGUUUGUCGGAUCAAUAGAAGGUGCAGCUACGUUGUUGAGCACCGCAAUAUCAUACUUCACUGUUCUUUAUUCUACGAGACAUUGACGGCAAGAUACAUUAAUUAAAAAUAUUGUAAAAAAUAUAUAGAGAUUAUAAUUAUAAUUAUAAUUAUAAUUAUAAGGAGAUGUAGUGUUAUCUACUAUCUUGAAAGAAGUAGAAUUGAUAGAUUAAAUAGAUAAA